This is a messenger RNA of Penicillium manginii, 735 nucleotides long. RefSeq names its product ESCRT-III subunit protein DID4. Bases 1 to 735 code for a protein of 244 amino acids. The transcript has 4 exons. Gene Ontology annotation, biological process: endosome transport via multivesicular body sorting pathway; protein transport; late endosome to vacuole transport. Gene Ontology annotation, cellular component: ESCRT III complex; multivesicular body. The record is from RefSeq and is a predicted model, not a curated record. NCBI's taxonomy places the organism in Eukaryota, Fungi, Ascomycota, Eurotiomycetes, Eurotiales, Aspergillaceae.
AUGAACGUCAUUGAAUGGGCCUUCGGUAAGCGCAUGACGCCCGCCGAGCGUCUGCGCAAACACCAGCGAGCCCUUGAUCGAACCCAGCGCGAACUAGACCGUGAGCGGACGAAGCUAGAGAAUCAAGAGAAGAAACUUGUGCAAGACAUUAAGAAGAGCGCCAAAAAUGGCCAGAUUGGAGCUUGCAAGAUCCAAGCCAAGGACUUGGUGCGGACACGAAGAUAUAUUCAGAAGUUCUACCAGAUGCGCACACAGCUACAGGCCAUUUCGCUUCGUAUUCAGACCGUCCGAAGCAAUGAGCAGAUGAUGCAGUCUAUGAAAGGCGCGACGAAACUUCUAGGCGGCAUGAACCGACAAAUGAACCUACCGGGCCUCCAGCGCAUUGCAAUGGAAUUUGAGCGUGAGAACGAAAUAAUGGAUGAACGACAAGAAAUGAUGGAUGAUGCGAUCGAUGAAGCUACCGGCAUGGAAGGCGAGGAGGAGGAAGGAGAAGACAUUAUUAAGGAAGUUUUGGACGGAAUUGGUGUCGACCUGGGACAGCAAGUACGUUUUCACAUCCGAGCACGAAGACUGACUUGCGUGGACGCUGACCAUUUUCAUCACAGUUGGGCGAAACCCCCCUCGGAUAUUCAAAAGGCACCCGCAGAAGAAACCCGAGUUGCCCAGGCCAUAGGUGGCGGGGCGCAUACGGAUGAUGAUGACCUUCAGGCUAGACUGGACAGUCUUCGACGAUGA